Messenger RNA from Balaenoptera acutorostrata (minke whale), 180 nucleotides. RefSeq names its product NADH dehydrogenase [ubiquinone] 1 alpha subcomplex subunit 1-like. Lineage: Eukaryota; Metazoa; Chordata; Mammalia; Artiodactyla; Balaenopteridae. The transcript has a single exon. The record is from RefSeq and is a predicted model, not a curated record. The coding region runs from base 1 to 180 and encodes 59 amino acids.
AUGUGGUUCGAGAUUCACUCUGGGAUCGCCAUCAUGGCCAUGUGCUUGUUCAUCCUGCGAAAGGCCACUGCGCGCAUCCACGGGUUCCCUAACAGGGGCAAGGAAAAAAUGGUUGCCCAUUAUUCGUAUCAGUGGAACUUGAUGGAAAGAGAUAGGCACAUCUCUGGAGUUAAUCGUUAA